UACAGCACCACGUUCCCUUCCUGUCGUAGAGACAGCACCCCAUUCCCUUCCUGUUGUAAAUACAGUGUCCCGUUCCUUUCCUGUUGUAGAUACAGCACCCCAUUCCCUUCCUGUAGUAGAUACAGCACCUCGUUCACUUCCUGCCGUAGAUACAGCACCUCGUUCCCUUCCUGUCGUAGAUACAGCACCACGUUCCCUUCCUGUCGUAGAUACAGCACCACGUUCCCUUCCAUUCGUAGAUACAGCACCCCAUUCCCUUCCUGUUGUAAAUACAGUGUCCCGUUCAUUUCCUGUUGUAGAUACAGCACCCCGUUCCCUUCCCGUAGUAGAUACAGCACCUCGUUCCCUUCCUGCCGUAGAUACAGCACCUCGUUCCCUUCCUGUCGUAGAUACAGCACCUCGUUCCCUUCCUGUCGUAGAUACAGCACCUCGUUCCCUUCCUGUAGUAGAUACAGCACCCCGUUCCCUUCCUGUAGUAGAUACAGCACCCUGUUCCCUUCCUGUCGUAGAUACAGCACCCUGUUCCCUUCCUGUUGUAGAUACAGCACCCCGUUCCCUUCCUGUCGUAGAUACAGCACCCCGUUCCCUUCCUGUAGUAGAUACAGCACCCCAUUCCCUUCCUGUCGUAGAUACAGCACCCCGUUCCCUUCCUGUCGUAGAUACAGAACCCUGUUCCCUUCCUGUCACAGAAACAGCAACCCGUUCCCUUCCUGUCGUAGAUACAGCACCACGUUCCCUUUCCAUCGUAGAUGCAGCGCCCCGUUCCCUUGCUGUCGUAGAUACAGCACCCCGUUCCCUUCCUGUCGUAGAUACAGCGCCCUGUUCCCUCCCUCUCAUAGAUACAGCACCCCGUUCGCUUCCUGUCGUAGAUACAGCGCCCUGUUCCCUAUCUGUUGUAGAUACAGCGUCCCGUUCCUUUCCUGUUGUAGAUACAGAACCCUGUUCCCUUCCUGUCGUAGAUACAGCACCACGUUCCCUUCCUGUCAUAGAUACAGCACCCCGUUACCUUCCUGUUGUAGAUGCAGCGUCUCAUUCCCAUUUCCUUUUGUAGAUACAGCACCCCGUUUCCUUCCUGUCGUAAAUACAGCUCCACGUUACCUUCCUGUCGUAGAUGCAGCGCCUAGUGCCCUGUUCCCCUUCCAGUCUUAGAUAAAGCGCCCCGUUCCCUUCCUUUCAUAGAUACAACGCCCCGUUCUCUUCCUUUUGUACAUACAGCACCCGUUUCCUUCCUGUCAUAGAUGCAUCGCCCAGUACCCCGUUCCCUUACCAUCCUAGAUCCUAGAUCCUGUCGUAGAUGCAGCGUCCCGUUCCCUUUCCUUUUGUAUAUACAGCACCCAGCACCCAGCACCCAGCGCCCUGUUCCCUUCCUUUCAUAGAUACAGCACCCCGUUCCCUUCCUGUCGUAGAUACAGCACCCCAUUCCCUUCCUGUCGUAGAUACAGCACCCCAUUUCCUUCCUGUCGUAGAUACAGCACCCCGUUCCCUUCCUGUCAUAGAUACAGCACCCCAUUCCCUUCCUGUCGUAGAUACAGCACCCCAUUCCCUUCCUGUCGUAGAUACAGCACCCCGUUCCCUUCCUGUCGUAGAUACAGCACCCCGUUCCCUUCCUGUCGUAGAUACAGCACCCCGUUCCCUUCCUGUCGUAGAUACAGCACCCCGUUCCCUUCCUGUCGUAGAUACAGCGCCCCGCUCCCCGUUCCCUCCCAACACCUGACCUCACAGCUGGAAUGGCGUCUGCCGCCGUUCACGCUGGGUAACAUA
Messenger RNA from Coregonus sp. 'balchen', 1761 nucleotides. Lineage: Eukaryota; Metazoa; Chordata; Actinopteri; Salmoniformes; Salmonidae. The record is from the annotation of a GenBank genome assembly.